UCCAUUGGAGUAUAUAAAUCGACGAUACCGCACAGGUUAAGCAUGGAUUUUCACGUUUUAAGACCUCAGUGUUUCAUUCCUCCCUCUCUCUCUCUCUCUCUCUCUCAUAUUCUUCGGCGUGGUAAUCGUGUCGCCAUCUUGUUUUGACGAUUUAAGCGCGGAGUUUUUGGACGGCGAAGGUGCACGAUGUACGCGCUAACUCAAAAGAAAGAAAUAAAGAGAGUAAGGAAGAGAAAGAGAGAAAUAGUGAGAAAGAGUGAGAAGAAUAGACUAGGAUCUCAUCCCGAUGAGUCUGUUGGAUAUUUCAGUCUACUAGUCGCACCAGUGAACGUUAAUACUCGUAGCGUAGAAGAGGCCAGUAGCGGCGAACAAACACACAUAUCCUGACUAUAGAUAUUCUUGUUCGCUCUCGCUUAAGUGCAUUAGUGUACUCUUUCUCUCUCUCUCUCUCUCUCUCUCUCUCUCUCUUUCUUUCUCUCUCUCACUCUUUCUCUCUUGGCUCUGCCAUAUCUAUUAUUAGUACCCAGUCAUUGGAGUCGGUUCUCUCUUCCUACUGCUGACAACGUUACCGUAGUAGUGUUCGAGAUACGCGGAAAAAAGGUGUACAGAGAAUUUUCCUUUUCUUUCUAUAUAACUUUCUUCUCUCUCUUUCUCUCUCUCUCUCUUUCUCUCUCUCUUUCACUCACUCACUCUUUGUCUCUUUUUGUCUGUUAUUAAUUCUCUUUUCCUUUCUUCCAUAUCUUCUCGUCAUUCUUGAACUUACGCGGGUGUCACGACGUAAGAAUAUCACUCUCUCGUAUUCUUUGUCGCUUCGCCGCAUCGUCUUUCUUUUCACGUCGGACUAAUCACAACUACCGAACAAUAGUCGAUAGAAGAAACGAACGAACGAAGAAGCGAGCGAAAUAACGAACAAGMAACCAAGCGCGCUUCUUUCGACGCCAAAGAGCGGUGACGCGUUUCCGUAACGCGCUUUUGCUAGAAAAGCGUUGUUUGCGCUCCAAGACGUGGAUUUACCUUUGCCGAUACUUUCAAGGAUCUUUAAAAGGAUGAUCCUCUCACGUUCUUCACUAUGAAGGAUGCAAUUCAGUCGAAAGGAACUAAUAACAUAAAUAGUACUAAGACUAAACCAUCUUUAGAGAUUUAUCGACCACCAGGUGGAAGAACGGAAGGGACAACGGCGAACGUCACUAAUCCAAGAUUGAACGUACAUGCUAAGGAGUUCACUAUGAAACAGAACGAUUCGCAUCCAUCUAAGUCUCGGACGAAUGCUUCAGAGCGUACCCCGUAUUAUCUACAGCACAGCAAAUCGAGUGGGAACGUUCAUCGAUAUCUUUACGCUCAGCAACAACAGCAACAUCAACAGCAACUGCAUCAUCCCUUACAUCAACAGAGACAUUCUCAUGGUAGCCAUCAUUCGAGUUCGUCGAGACAGGGACAUCCUUUGGAAACGGUUGCUUCCAGCGGAAAUAUCUUACACGGUACAAAUAGAGUUCACUUCAAUGUGGACCACAAUGAAGGGAAAUCUAGCACACCGAAAGUAGGAAGACUUACGAAGUCUCUAUCAUUCGUGUCCACUUACGGUUUGAAACGUUCGAAAAGUCUGAACGCUGCCGAUGUUCUCGCUGCUAAAGCAAUUAAUAUCUCUGAUGCUUCGGAAUUAGGAAAGUUUCCGUGCCCGGUUCAAGACACUCUCUUAAGAGCCAUCGAUGAUCCAAAUCUAUUGAAUGCACGUUCGCUUAUGGAACUCGUACGACAUAUAUUAGAACGGACCGUUGAAAAUCGUCGAUAUGCAGAACCAGCUGCAAAGAUUUGCAUCACUAUCAUAGAGAAAGAAAGUAACGAGACCUUCUUGGAAUCACUCUUGAACAUAUGUCAACAAUGGUACCAAGAUCGUGCGAGAAUACUUCGAGAUGAGUCAGGUUGUCACCGUUAUUCGGCCUUCAUGAUGUUCCUCAACGAGAUGUACUGUCAGCUGAAACGACGACAACUUCAACUGAAGACGCAACAAGAAGGAGUUCCACCGGGCCGUGUACUUCUCACGUUACUCUGGAAAUGUUGUCAGGAUUGUUUGCAGCCUCCGGUCGUAAAUUCUCUCGCCGAGACGGAUUGUCUCUUCUUCAUUCUCACUUGCAUUGGUAAGGAUCUGGAUGUUGAAUUACCAGCACAACUUCAACAACUUCUUGGAAGUCUACGAGACGCCUUUCUUGCUGACGAGACGAUUCUUCCAUCCGUGAGGAAAACGCUUCUACAAUUAAUAGAAUUACAUGCCGCCCAUUGGCAAUUACCAGCGCCGGCAGUCGUCUAUUAUUACCCUGGAUCGACUUCCAAAUGAUCUUUGUUCUUUUUAUUUAUUUUUUCGGUCCAUCCAUCCAUCCAUCCACCUAUACAUCUAUCGAUCCAUUGGUCUUCACAUUUCUUUGUGUGUAUGUUUAUGUGUGUGAGUCUGUGUGGUGCGUGUGUGUGUGCGUUGUCAAAGCUCGAACUCGCGUACAUGCGUUCAUUCACAAUUUAUUUUUUUCUACUCGAUUGAAAAACUUUUCACGGAUUGAUUCUCUUUUAACGGACCAUUCAUUCUAUCUCUCUUUUUCUCAUUUCCAAUUUCUCUCUACUUUCUUUUAUAAAUCAUG
Messenger RNA from Polistes canadensis, 2627 nucleotides. Its product is annotated as CBP80/20-dependent translation initiation factor. Bases 1070 to 2332 code for a protein of 420 amino acids. NCBI's taxonomy places the organism in Eukaryota, Metazoa, Arthropoda, Insecta, Hymenoptera, Vespidae. The record is from RefSeq and is a predicted model, not a curated record. Gene Ontology annotation, cellular component: cytosol. Gene Ontology annotation, molecular function: translation activator activity; protein binding; RNA binding. Gene Ontology annotation, biological process: regulation of translational initiation. The transcript is spliced from 9 exons.